AUGACGGCCACCGCGCCAGAGGCAACUGAGCCUCUUGACCGUCAUAAGGUCUGUCCGUUCCUUCUGAAUGUCUUUAUCAAGAAGGGCGGCCACUACCCUGCCUCCGUCUACGCGGCCAAGUCCGCUCACCGGGACAGCCUCCAGAUUUACACCUGGCUCGAUGCGAGCCUUGCUGAGCUCUUCCAACUUGUGAGCUCGCGCAUUGAUAUUGAGCCAACCGCCGUGCUGCUCUUCGCCCGGGUCUUCCACUCCCCCGAGGGCCAGCUCACCUACAAUGCCAUGGGGUCUGUGCCGGCCUCCUUGCUGGAUGAGGGCACCCGCGCCAAGCGCGCCACCGCGGCACAGAUCCGCGAGUCCAGCCGCACACUCAAGGAGCUGGGCUUUGCCAUUGGCGAUUUCAUCGACAUCGCCGUGGUCGACGAGCGCAACCUGGCCAACCCGCAGGUGUACAUCCGCGAGGCGAUGGAGUCGCAUGCGGGCAAUGCGCGUCGCGGCAGCCAGGGCCCCCACCAAGGCGGCCACAUGCACCGCGGGCGUGACGAUCGGCCCGGCCGUGGUGCGCGCGGCGGCGGUGGCGGCGGCCAUGGCGGCCACGGCGGCCACGGUGGCCACGGCGGCCACGGCGGCCACGGUCCUGGCGGUCGCGGCGGGCGUGGCAGUCGCGGCGGCGGCUUCCGCGGGCGCAGCCGCAGCCGCAGCCCUGGUCGGUACUAUUCCGGCCGGCGUCGUCGGUCUUUCUCGCGCAGCCGGUCGCGUUCGCCCCCGCGUUGGGGUGGUGGCCCGGGCGGCGGCUACCGUGGCUACUCGCGUAGCCGGUCGCCCCCUGCCUUCCGGCCGUCUUACUAUGGGAAUCGCGGUCCAGGUGGCCCUGGGGCUGGUGGCUUCCGGUCGCGGUCGCGGUCGCGGUCGCCGGUGUAUGCCCACGGCCGCUACCGGUCGCCGUCGCCGUAUGGCCGCCGCUGGUCGCGGUCUCGCUCGCCCUCGCCUCCGCGCUCGCGUGGCGAGGCCUACCCCCCGGCCCAUCGUCGGCGGUCCUUCUCUCGUGGCCGGAGCUUCAGUCGCAGCCGCAGCCGCAGCCGCAGCCCGCCCUCCUACCGCCGCCGGUCGCGUAGCCCGUACUGA
Fonticula alba is the source of this 1122-nucleotide messenger RNA. RefSeq lists its product as hypothetical. The transcript is spliced from 5 exons. Gene Ontology annotation, biological process: negative regulation of DNA-templated transcription. Gene Ontology annotation, molecular function: transcription factor binding; transcription corepressor activity. The record is from RefSeq and is a predicted model, not a curated record. Gene Ontology annotation, cellular component: nucleus. NCBI's taxonomy places the organism in Eukaryota, Rotosphaerida, Fonticulaceae. The coding region runs from base 1 to 1122 and encodes 373 amino acids.